AAACGAUCCAAAAGACGAAAUGGUUGGAUCAGUUCAUGAGUCUGAAUUACACCAAGAAUUUUCUGAAAAUCAAAUCUUCGCUGGUGAAGAAGAAGACCUAGGAUUUUGCGGAAGGGAGCAUGACACCAAUCUGCUAAUGAAGAGCGACAGUGAAUUUGAUGAUCCUUACAAAACUGUCAAUAAGGAACACCAACAAAAAUUAGGCUUUGAUGGAACAUUUUUGAAAGACCAAUCCUCAUUGAAAAAGAUUUCCCAAAGUCAUUAUGGCAAGCAAUUUAUUUGUAAGGAAAAAGGCUGCGGGAAGAAAUUUUUGGAUAAUUCCAAAUUGAGAAGACACCAACUGGUACACUCUGGAGAGAAACCAUACAGUUGUAAUGUAUGUGGGAAAAGGUUUUCACUUGACUUCAACCUCAGGACACAUCUUAGAACCCAUACUGGAGAAAAACCUUACGAAUGAGACUUUCCCGGGUGAGGAAAAAGGUUUACUCAAAGUUCAAAUCUUACUGCUCAUAUGAAAACCCACUACCCUCACAGCAUAUCUGAGAAAAACUCUAGUCAGAAUUCAAGGAGCUCAAGCGAGAAGGUUUCCCUUCUAGUCAAUUCCCAAGAAAAUAGCUCUGUCACUGAUAGUGUCGAUUCUUAUCAAGAACAGAAGAAAAUCUUCAAGGUGUCUAAGAUGAAGAAGGAAAAUUUAAUUCUUUUGAGAAACAAGAUACCAAAGGUAUUUAAUAUCCAAAAGUACAAACAACCAUCUCACCUGCAUGACAGCUGCUCAAAUAAUACUAGCUCUGAUCGUAAUGAAACUCCUAUAAGGAAGGUUUAUGGAGAUGUUUUCAAAAUUGAGCGCUUCAGAGAGAAAAGAAAAAGACUUGCCACUAGACCCCUCGAAAGAUCUAAGAUACAAGAUCGUAUUUGCAAUGAUUAUUCAGACGAAGUAGAAUUCAAAAUUGAAAAAGUUCGGAGGUUUAAACCUCUUAAAGGAAGACUUAGCUUUGGCAACUUGGCAAAACCAGAAGAUAUUGACUCCUCUAGCACAAAAAGAAGUUCGAGGCAGUCUUCAAAACAAAAAGAGUACUCUGACUCGUCUAUUUGCCAACCUGAAGUAGAACCAAUAAAUCUUGUGAAGAUUCAUGAACAUGAAGAUCGCUUGAUGAUGAAGGUAACACCUGAGACCCUUCCUUUUGAAAAUGAGCUCUUCCUAAGGUGUAAGAAUUUGAACGAAGAACUGGAGAGUGAACUUCCGGAUUAUAACAUCCCUGAUCAGCUUAGUCAAGAAGAACUAGAUCUUCAGCCUUCCUUAGAGCAAUUGCACAAACAAAUAGAAUGUGAAUCAAACAAUUCCUAUCAUGAAGAUGAUUUAGAUUGAGACAAUGGAGUGCUUGUUGAUCAAAGUAAACUCCAAACAACCAAAUCCAAAAGAAAUCAUCGUCGUUCCAGGCUUAUGAGUGGAGUUAAUGCUUUCUAUGCUCAAGGCGAAAUGGAAAACGAAUGCUUUUUACUUGGUAACGAGAGAGAUACUCCAAAUUUUGAGGCUUUCGUUACCCAAAAGCCAUUCUCAUCCAACUUCUCUCUUGAGUAUAAAUAACCCUUUAAUUUUAAUAGUACCUAUGACUGAGAUGACUCCAUUUCAUUGU
Moneuplotes crassus is the source of this 1634-nucleotide messenger RNA. The record is from the annotation of a GenBank genome assembly. NCBI's taxonomy places the organism in Eukaryota, Ciliophora, Spirotrichea, Euplotida, Euplotidae.